AAAGAAAUUUCAUUUUAAUAUCUGCUUUCGACAACUCGUUACUGUUCAGCAAUGAAACGAUUUCGGAGUGCAAUUCUCCUUGGGCACAUCUUCCUCCUGAUAUUUAUAAUCGGCCAGCCACCCUGUGAAGCUCAAUUCACCGGGUUCUUCGCACCGGUGAAGAGAUUUGAGUGCAGGUUCCUGAAGCCCGUGAAGAUAUUCAUACCGUGGUUCCCGAAAUGUCCAGAAGCCCAGUCUGACAAUGACUCCACAGGUUCAUCGUCGUCAUCGAGUUCCUCAUCGUCAUCGAGUUCCUCAUCGUCUUCAAGUUCCGAGGAAUCGCCUGCGCAAUCCCCCGAAGCAGAGCAAGAACCGGAGGAACAGUCUCCGGAAGUAGAAGAGCCAGAGGAAAAAUCUCCUGAAGAGAAUCAGGAGCCAGAAGAGCAAUCACCAGAGGAGGAAACUCCUGAAGAGCAACCGGCUGAGGAAGAGACGCCAGAGGAGCAGUCACCAGAGCAGGAGACGCCAGAAGAGCAACCGGAAGAAGAAGAAACGCCGGAAGAGGAACCGGAAGAAGAAGAAACCCCUGAAGAACAACCGGCAGAGGAGGAAACACCAGAGGAGCAGUCACCAGAGCAGGAAACGCCAGAAGAGCAACCGGAAGAAGAAGAAACGCCAGAAGAGCAACCGCCAGAGGAGGAAACUCCUGAAGAGCAACCGGCUGAGGAAGACACGCCAGAAGAGCAGUCACCGGAGCAGGAAACGCCAGAAGAGCAACCGGAAGAAGAAGAAACGCCAGAAGAGCAACCGCCAGAGGAGGAAACCCCUGAAGAACAGCCGGCAGAGGAGGAAACGCCAGAAGAACAACCAGCAGAAGAAGAAACACCGGAGGAGACCCCUGAAGAACAACCACCAGAGGAAGAAACCCCUGAAGAACAACCUCCAGAGGAGGAAACGCCAGAAGAACAACCAGCAGAGGAAGAAACGCCAGAAGAAGAGACCCCUGAAGAGCGGCUGCCAGAGGAGGAGACCCCUGAAGAGCAACCACCGGAGGAGGAAACCCCUGAAGAACAACUUCCAGAAGAAGAAACCCCUGAAGAGCAACCUCCAGAGGAAGAAACGCCAGAAGAACAACCAGCAGAGGAAGAAACGCCGGAGGAGGAAACCCCAGAAGAACAACCGGAAGAAGAAGAGAAACCAGAAGAGCAACCACCGGAAGAAGAAACUCCAGAAGAGCAACCUCCAGAGGAAGAAAUGCCAGAAGAACAACCAGCAGAGGAGGAAACUCCAGAAGAGCAACCAGCAGAAGAAGAAACGCCGGAGGAGGAGACCCCAGAAGAGCAACCACCGGAGGAGGAAACCCCUGAAGAACAACCUCCACAAGAAGAAACUCCUGAAGAGCAACCUCCAGUGGAAGAAACGCCAGAAGAACAACCAGCAGACGAAGAAACGCCGGAGGAAGAGACCCCCGAAGAGCAACCGACAGAAGAAGAAACCCCAGAAGAACAACUACCGGAGGAGGAGACCCCUGAAGAGCAACCACCAGAAGAAGAAACUCCAGAAGAGCAACCGCCAGAGGAGGAAACCCCCGAAGACAAAGGGCCAGAAAAAUAUGCCGUCACCCUCGAGCUCGGUGACUUUUUAAUUCAGAUAAAGCAACCAGGUGAUGUGGGUGGGGACAAAUACUGCGACGAGUACCCGUGUACCUUCAACUGGCUUAAUGAUGUCACUGACGAUGGUGAUGUCAUGCUGACCUACAAGAUCAACCAGGCAGGUCGUGAGAUCGCAAAUAUCGAGAAAAAGCCCAUCGGCCUUUGCCAAGCCAGCCAUGCACCACGUGAUUCCGUUGACGGCAACGUCUGGAGUUCUUUCUCCUCGAUGUUGACGAGUGGAGUUGAAUCGUGUCCCAUCCCAAGUGGCUCGUUUAAGCUGAAAGCAGCGGACAGACUACUUGACUAUUAUUCGGAUAACCCACUUCCGUGCUCAUCACUGGCGAUUGACUUCCAAUUGUUUCACGACGGAAUGAAACCGUUUUUGACAGGAUACUUUCUGUAUGGUGCGGUGGACAGCGAGGACGCUGAGUACGAGGACUGCUGGGCGGGUUAUACGUCGACGUCGGAAGAGCCUGAGCCUGAGCCAGAGGAAGAGCCUGAGCCAGAGGAAGAACCGAUGCCUGAAAAAUUCAUCGAAAUUCGUGAACUCGUACAGUUUUCCAUCAAAACAACUCCCAAUGAUUACGUCUCCGUCGAUGACGGCUACUGUAACGAGUCUCCUUGCAACGUCAAAUGGUUCCAGGACAUCACCGACAGCAAGGACAUAGUGAUCAGCUAUGUGGUGGACGUCAGAAGCAACGAGAUCGCGAAUAAUGAAGACAAUCCAUCAGAACUAUGUGAAACUAGCCAAAAGCCGCUCGAUAGCUGGGAUAAUCUCGUUUGGAAAGUUGCCUCGCAAAUAAUCGCAGGAGGAGCUGAAUCUUGUCCCAUAUCAAGUGGUACAUACCAGUUCAAUGAGGAGGAUGACAAUAAAAUCUCGUUCGUGACAAAAGAGCCACUGCCAUGUCCUCCCGUGAAUGUUGUCUUUUCAUUGGCCGAGAGGGGGUCGCGCCCAUUUCUAGUGGUGGAAGCCUCGUUUCCACCACUUUCUGAGUCAAUUGAAUGCAGCGCUGCCGAUUAUUCUGGAGCCGAGUGAUUAGCUUAAUUACCCCCCUGAAUUCCCUACUUUUUAAAAUUAAUCUGAGCUUCCAAUCACCUCACAGUUGUAAUUUCCAAAAAAAUUCCUCUUCAACUUCGAUAGAUGGAAAAUAAAAUGAAUAUCUCGUGAAUCGAAAUAUGAAA
Molecule: messenger RNA, 2813 nt
Organism: Diachasmimorpha longicaudata
Lineage: Eukaryota; Metazoa; Arthropoda; Insecta; Hymenoptera; Braconidae
Product: cell surface glycoprotein 1-like
Exons: 7
Coding region: 52-2667 (871 amino acids)
Source: RefSeq, a predicted model, not a curated record